Molecule: messenger RNA, 5349 nt
Organism: Cutaneotrichosporon oleaginosum
Lineage: Eukaryota; Fungi; Basidiomycota; Tremellomycetes; Trichosporonales; Trichosporonaceae
Biological process (GO): fungal-type cell wall polysaccharide biosynthetic process; (1->3)-beta-D-glucan biosynthetic process
Cellular component (GO): 1,3-beta-D-glucan synthase complex; plasma membrane
Molecular function (GO): 1,3-beta-D-glucan synthase activity
Source: RefSeq, a predicted model, not a curated record
AUGUCCAACCCCUAUGGUCAAGGUGGCCAACAGCCAUCCGAAUACUCGCAAGCCCCUGCCGGCGACCCAUUUAACACCCCUCCCCCCGCCCUCGCAUACGAUGGGCAGCCCGGCGUUCCCAGCCCUGGCGGUCAGUAUUCGUACUACAAUGACAACGAGUCCGACAUGGGCGCCCGAUACGAGGGUGGCGGCAUGGCCCGCGACACCUGGGCCAGUGAGAGCGGCUGGAGUGGCAACGACCAAAACUACCCCGCUUCCGAGCAGUCUCAUUACGGUCAGCAGGGGUACCCUUCCCGCGCGUCCACGCCCACGUACACCGAGAGCAAGGACGGCCACCGCACUCGCGAGCCAUACCCGGGAUGGUCCCUCGACCAUAACAUUCCUCUCUCCAAGGAGGAGAUCGAAGACGUUCUCAUCGACCUCCAGAAUAAAUUCGGUUUCCAGAAGGACUCCUGCCGCAACAUCUUUGAUUUCCUCAUGAUCCAGCUUGACUCGCGUUCUUCGCGCAUGUCGCCCAACCAGGCCCUCCUGACGCUUCACGCCGACUAUAUCGGUGGAGAGCAUGCCAACUAUCGUAAAUGGUAUUUCGCGGCGCAGCUCGACCUGGAUGACGCUAUUGGUGCCGUCAACAACCCCGGGUUGGCUCGUGUACGCUCUGUUGCGCGCAAGAACAAAAACGCGGCUGCGGGUUCAGCUCAGGGCAAGUCGCUCGAGUCGGCCACAAACCGCUGGCGCACUGCCAUGAACAACAUGAGCCAGUAUGACCGUCUCCGCCAAGUCGCACUCUACCUGCUCUGCUGGGGCGAAGCAGCUCAGGUCCGCUUCAUGCCCGAGUGCUUGUGCUUCAUUUUCAAGUGCGCGGACGACUACUACCGCUCGCCAGAGUGCCAGAACCGCAUGGACGCUGUGCCCGAAGGACUCUACCUUCGCGCCGUAGUGAAGCCUCUCUACAACUUCUUGCGUGACCAGGGCUACGAGGUUGUCGAUGGCAAGUUCCUGCGUCGCGAGCGUGACCACGACAAGAUCAUUGGUUACGACGACGUCAACCAGUUGUUCUGGUACCCAGAAGGCAUCGGACGUAUUCGCCUCACUGACAACACACGCCUCGUCGACCUUCCCCCCUCACACCGCUUCCUGAAGUUCGACCGAAUCGACUGGACCAAGGUGCUCUUCAAGACCUACCUCGAGAAGCGCUCCUUCGUCCACCUUCUGGUAAACUUCAACCGCAUUUGGGUCCUUCACAUUUCUGUCUUUUGGUUCUUCACUGCCUACAAUGCCCCGAAGAUCUACUCGCGUCCGAACUCGCAAAGACCCACGACGCCGAUGUCUUGGUCGAUGACGGCGCUUGGAGGUGCCGUCGCCACCAUCAUUAUGAUUCUCGCCACCCUUGCCGAGUUUAGCUACAUCCCCACCAGCUGGAACAACACGGCCCACCUGACUCGCCGGUUGCUGUUCCUUGCCAUCGUGCUAUUCCUCACACUCGCGCCUUCAAUCUACAUUGGCUUCUUCAACCAGGACGGCAACCUGUCGCUUAUCUUCGGCAUUGUGCAGUUCUUCAUCUCGGUUGUUGCCACCAUCCUCUUUGGUGUUGUGCCCUCGGGCCGCAUGUUCGGUGACCGCGUCGCCGGCAAGAACCGCAAGUAUCUCGCAAACCAGACUUUCACGGCCUCGUACCCCUCGCUGUCUCUUGGCGGCCGUCUCUCGUCGAUUCUCCUCUGGGUCCUCGUGUUUGGCUGCAAGUUUACCGAGUCGUACUUCUUCCUUUCUCUGUCGUUCCGUGACCCUGUGGGCGUCAUGACUGGCAUGAUCAUUCAGAACUGCAGCGACAAGUACUUCGGCCGGGCGCUCUGCAUGAACCAAGCCAAGUUUGCACUGGCGGUCAUGUUCUGCAUGGACCUUACACUCUUCUUCCUGGACACCUUCCUGUGGUACGUCAUCUGGAACACGAUCUUCUCGAUCGCCCGCUCGUUUGCUAUCGGCAUGAGCAUUUGGACUCCAUGGCGCGACAUCUUCUCGCGCCUGCCCAAGCGCAUCUAUGCCAAGAUUCUCGCCACGAACGAGAUGGAGGUAAAGUACAAGCCCAAGGUGCUUGUCUCUCAGGUUUGGAAUGCUGUCAUCAUCUCGAUGUACCGCGAGCACCUGCUUUCGAUCGACCACGUCCAGCGACUCCUGUACCACCAGGUUGCGUCGGACCAGCCCGGCAAGCGUACUCUGCGUGCCCCCGCCUUCUUCAUCUCGCAGGGUGACAGCAAGUCGAAGAUGGAGUUCUUCCCCAAGGGUUCGGAGGCUGAGCGCCGCAUCUCAUUCUUCGCUCAGUCGCUCACUACGACUCUCCCUGAACCCCUUCCCGUUGACUCGAUGCCAACCUUCACCGUUCUUGUUCCCCACUACUCGGAGAAGAUCCUACUCUCCCUUCGUGAGAUUAUUCGCGAGGAGGACCAGAACACCCGCGUCACUCUCCUCGAGUACCUCAAGCAGCUUCACCCGAUCGAGUGGGACAACUUCGUCAAAGACACCAAGAUUCUUGCCGAGGAGUCGAACAUGUUCAACCCGUCUAACCCCUUCGCUGGCGAUGAGAAGGCCGACAGCAAGCGCGCCGACGACAUUCCCUUCUACACUGUUGGUUUCAAGUCGGCGGCGCCUGAGUACACUCUCCGCACGCGUAUCUGGGCGUCUCUCCGCGCCCAAACCCUUUACCGCACUGUUUCGGGUUUCAUGAACUACUCCAAGGCCAUCAAGCUCCUCUACCGUGUUGAGAACCCUGAGGUCGUUCAGAUGUACGGCGGCAACACCGACCACCUUGAGCGCGAGCUCGAGAGAAUGGCGCGUCGCAAGUUCAAGUUCGUUGUGUCCAUGCAGCGCUACGCCAAGUUCAACAAGGAGGAGCAUGAGAACGCCGAGUUCCUGCUUCGCGCGUACCCGGAUCUUCAGAUUGCCUACCUCGACGAGGAGCCAUCCCGUAAGGACGGUGGCGAGGCGCGCAUCUUUUCGGCACUCAUCGACGGUCACUCUGAGAUCCUGCCUAACGGUCGUCGUCGCCCCAAGUUCCGCAUUGAGCUUCCUGGUAACCCCAUUCUUGGUGACGGCAAGUCGGACAACCAGAACCAUGCCAUCAUCUUCUAUCGUGGCGAGUACCUCCAGCUCAUCGACGCCAACCAGGACAACUACCUCGAGGAGUGCCUCAAAAUUCGUAACGUCCUUGGCGAGUUUGAGGAGUUCCAGGUCUCGCAGCAGUCGCCGUACGCGUCCCAGGGUCACAAGGACUUCAAGAAGUUCCCUGUCGCUAUCGUCGGUGCUCGCGAGUACAUUUUCUCAGAGAACAUCGGCAUUCUUGGUGACAUCGCCGCUGGCAAGGAGCAGACCUUCGGUACCCUCGCAGCUCGUUCGCUGUCGUUCAUUGGCGGCAAGCUCCACUACGGUCACCCUGACUUCCUCAACGCCAUCUUCAUGAACACACGUGGAGGUGUCUCCAAAGCACAGAAGGGUCUUCACCUGAACGAGGACAUCUACGCUGGUAUGAACGCUUUCGGUCGCGGCGGGCGCAUCAAGCACUCGGAGUACUACCAGUGCGGCAAGGGCCGUGACCUCGGCUUCGGCACGAUUCUCAACUUCCAGACUAAGAUCGGCACUGGUAUGGGCGAGCAAAUGCUCUCCCGCGAGUACUAUUACCUCGGCACCCAGCUUCCGAUGGACCGCUUCCUCACGUUCUACUACGGCCACCCCGGUUUCCACAUCAACAACAUUCUCGUCAUGAUGUCGGUCCAGGUGUUCAUGCUCACUCUUGUGUUCCUCGGCUCGCUCAACCAGUCCAUCGCCGUCUGCACCUACAACGAGGUCGGCAAGAACCCGCUUCCUCCCGGAUGCUACAACCUGCAGCCCGUCUUCCGCUGGAUCAAGCGUUGCAUUAUCUCGAUCCUCAUCGUGUUUUGGAUUGCUUUCGUGCCCCUCUUCGUCCAGGAGCUCACCGAGCGUGGAACCGGUCGUGCCAUCGUCCGUCUCGCAAAGCACUUCAUGUCACUGUCGCCCGUCUUCGAGGUCUUCUCGACACAAAUCUACAUGCACUCGAUCAUCAACGACCUCACCUUCGGCGGCGCCCGCUACAUCGCCACGGGCCGUGGCUUUGCGACCACCCGUAUCUCGUUCUCGAUUCUCUACUCGCGUUUCGCCGGGCCGUCCAUCUACCUUGGUGUGCGUACGCUUGUCCUCCUGCUCUACGUCACCCUUGCGGUCUGGGUCCCGCACCUGAUCUACUUCUGGAUUACGGUCGUUGGUCUGUGCAUUGCGCCGUUCCUCUUCAACCCUCACCAGUUCUCUUACACCGACUUCAUCAUCGACUACCGCGAGUUCCUUCGCUGGAUGUCGCGUGGUAACUCGCGCACCCACGCCAACUCGUGGGUCGGCUACUGCCGUCUGUCGCGUACGCGCAUCACUGGUUUCAAGCGCAAGCGACUUGGUCUUCCUUCCGAGAAGCUGUCUAGCGACAUGCCCCGUGCCCCAUGGCGUGCGAUCAUCGUUGGCGAGAUUCUAGGCCCUCUGGCCCUCGCGGUCAUCUUUGUCAUCUGCUACCUGUUCGUUCAGUCGUUCCCAGGUAACAUUUACGAGGGCAACACUGUUCAGGUGCCGGCGCUCCUCCGCAUUGCGGUCGUCGCCGUUGGCCCAAUCGUCUUCAACAUGGCCUUGCUGCUCGUCCUCUUCCUGGUCUCGGUCUUCCUCGGCCCGUGCAUCAACUCGUGCACCACUCAGUUUGGUGCGACCAUGGCAGCCAUUGCCCACCUGGGUGCGGUUGUGGGCAUGGUCGCGUUCUUCGAGUUCCUGUGGUACCUGGAGCGUUGGAACGCGGCGCGCACCGUACUCGGCGUCGUCACCGUUGUUGCGGUGCAACGUUGUAUCUUCAAGAUCCUCAUCGCCGUUUUCCUCUCUCGCGAGUUCAAGCACGACGAGACCAACCGCGCCUGGUGGACUGGUGUCUGGUUCAACCGGGGCCUCGGCUCGCACGCCCUCAGCCAGCCAGCCCGUGAAUUCAUCGUCAAGACGAUUGAGAUGGGCUUGUAUGCGGCGGACUUCAUCACCUGCCACCUGCUUCUCCUUCUUCUCACCUUCCCGAUGCUCAUUCCCUUCUUCGACCGGCUACAUGCAACCAUGCUGUUCUGGCUCUCGCCUAGCCAGCAAAUUCGCCCGCCGAUCUACUCCCUGCGUCAGCGCAAGCAGCGCCGCAAGAUUGUGUUCAAGUAUACCAUCGUGUACUUCCUCAUCCAGGCAAUCUUCAUCGCUAUGAUUGUCGUGCCCGUUAUCUUCAAGGUCGCGCUCAACUGGGCGCCCAAGGGCGCUCCUUUCAACGGCUCGAUCUAA